Pocillopora meandrina is the source of this 19084-nucleotide messenger RNA. Lineage: Eukaryota; Metazoa; Cnidaria; Anthozoa; Scleractinia; Pocilloporidae. The record is from the annotation of a GenBank genome assembly.
AUGGGAGGAUUAAUAAGUCUUAUCCGAGACAUAAAAACAGUCUACAAGGACCUCAAGGUAACUUUAAAGCUCACCGCUAGAAUUGUGCUGAAAGUUCAUAGUAUUGUGGAAGAUGUGGAGCAGACAGUGCAAGAACUAAAAGCAACCGUGAAAAAAUUGACAUCUAGGGUCCAGCCUCAAGAUGGAAUGAGUGAGAUACCGAUUGAAGCGUUGGUGGAAAACGUCGAAUCGAAGGCAAUUUCUCUAAAAACCUCCCUUAUUAAUGCCACCAGUCAAGUGUUUAAUGAUGAUCUCCUUAGAAAGACUCAAGAGAAAUGGAAUAUGGUUAUGCAGUAUUCAAGGGAAAGUAGCGAAGCUUUGGCAAACAUUGUUGCGAGUUCUUCAUUGAAUGUUAAAGGAAAGAGACACAGCGCUGCCGAAAAGGUAAACAGUUCAGAACAAUCCAUCUUCCUCUCGGAGCUCGCAAAGAAUGACUCACAAAGCGAGCAGGAGGGUACUUCCGACGCUGAUCGAGCAGUAGUCCCCGUUUUCUGUGAAGAAUUACACUACAGUCUUGACGAGGAAGAGAUUCGGGAUUUCGAGAUUUUACCGCUCGAUGUGAUGGACAGCUUUUGGAAAUGUGACAUUGGAUGCAUCAACAUUGACUGUGUUGAUUUUCACCAGUUAGCAACUAGCCAUCAGGCUUCCACCUCGCUAUCAAGGAAAAAGAAAUAUAAAAAACGCAGCAAGAACCAAGCAAAAUUUGUUAAAAGGUCUGCCUCUGGAUUUGGUUCAUCAGGUAAGAUAUCAUCAAGAGAGAGCAACCAGUCACCAGCAAGGUAUAACCCGCGCAAAGGUUCCAAGCAACGGAGGGAAACGGUCGCAUUAGAGCUAAUUUUUUUAGCUGCUGUUUUAGUGGAAGGCUUAGCGCUGUCAGAUAGCAAUGUUCCAGUUGGUGAAAAUAUGUGGGGCGAACGUAUUCGAAGUAGCUGGAGUCACUCGGGCGAAAUUAUCGAGCUGGAUGACUAGCUAAAAGUUCAACAUACGAUACGGGUACUUGUAAAGAAAACGGCGGGUGUCAGUCACCUGUACGAACAGGUAGUCAAAAACCGAAAAUGCCAUCAAACGUUAAUCACCAAGAAGAAAAUAUUCCAGUUUUCAACUGAGAAUUGGAAAGUAAUCAUAAAUCGUAAUUUUUUCCCGUCAUUGCUCUCUUUUCUUGACGUAAGAUAGGAACCAAACAAUCAGAAACAGUUCACAGCUAAGUCUAUUUGCGACUUUCUCCCGCGAUUAAGAUUUGCAUAAUUUAUUUCCGUUUUGUUGUAAAUAGCCCCUUUGACUGGUCCGUUGACUGAUCGAAAGUUGUGCCGGACAACUUUCGACGAUGUUUCACCUAACUCCUCUGGUAAACUCGCUUUAUUUCACGAGGCAAACUCGGAAAGAUGGCUAAAACUUCCAAUGGGGUGAAAACUACACAUUCCAAAAGCAAAGCCCUCCAAAAGAAAUCUUGUUCGUUGCUCAUAGGGUUGCUCAUAAUGAUAUCUUACUUUUUUAAUAUAGAUUUUCUUCUUAAGUUAGAUUUUUAGGUUUUUCCAUGGGAAUUGUGAGAGUAGCGAGGGGGAAAUUCUUUCUAACCAGAUCCAUUGUUUUUAAUAAGCCAGACAUAAAGCAUUCUUAACUAAGUAUAAAAAUUCCACCGUACUCAUUUAUAUUGACUCGAUUUGUAUGGGUUAUAAUUUAUCACGCUGAGACAAUGAGUAAUAAACAACAUUGAUCAUGGACUGGAAAUAAUUUGCCUGCUUUAUUUCAUAAAUGAAGGUAUUCACAAUCACACAUGAAGUAAUUCUUCUCUUUAGCCGCCAUUAGAACUGAGCACUACUGUCCGAUCUUAGACACUAGUUAGUGCGCGAUUUCUAAAAACAAUAGCAUGCCGGACACUGGUGUCUAAAAUCGGACACUAGCGUCUGAAAUCGGACAAGAGUGUCUAAAAUCGGAUAAUUCUUCCUACAAUCGGACACUAAUCUCUAAAAUCGGACAUUGGUCUCUAAAAUCGGACAUUAGUGUCUAAAAUCGGACAGUAGUGUCUAAAAUUGGACAAUAGUGUCGUCUAUCGGACAUUAAUGUCCAAAAUCGGACACUAGUGUCUAAAAUCAGACGAAAUUGUCUCUAAUUGGACAGUUCUGUCUAAAAUCAUACACCUGACUUAAAGGAAGAUGCAUGCCAAUUAAUCCAAGCUCUACGACGAAAUACGAGACCUACGCUUCCUUGAUUCAGGUUUGAUGUCAUUGACUAAUUGAUAUAUGUACAGGCAAGUUUUCUCACAGUUUGCGUGACAGCUUGACUUUGACCCAGACCCUUCUGUUCCCUGUGCAUGGUAACAUUUUAGACCAAUACCUUUCUCUCGUAUCGCCCCUGCUGCGCAGAGACAAGGACGGUUUAUGAACUUCACAAGUGUUGAAUGGGUUUUCCACUCCCUCAGUUUUCUCUCGCACCAACACCCAAAUAUUACCUGCUACACGAAGACAAUGAAAACUCGUAAACUGACAAAUAUUGGGUGAAAAGCUAAGAUUGGAAACAGGGCGAGAUUUCUUAUUAUUCAGGAUUAGCAAAAAAAAUUAACCUUUUUAAAUUUUGCGAGUUCUCGAGAUUUACGAAUUAUGGAUUCCUAUGUUUUCACUAGCGGAUGUGAUGAGAUAAUAAAAAAACAUUUCCAUCAUUGUCUUUUCAGUUGUUAAGUCCCUGAAUGAAACACGCAAAAACAAUUUUGGAAUGAGGAGUAUGAAAGUCAUUUUAUUGAUGAUCAAUUUUUUUAUUUUCUUGCCAUGUGCCAUACUGGCAAACGAAGGUAAGUUUCUUUUCAUUUUCCUCGAGUAAUUUAGAUUCCAGCUAUACAAAAUUUUGUUUGCUUGGAUAAUAUGGCGUAAAUAUUUUUUGCUCGAAAUAGCAAUUUUUUCGGAGCCAAUGAGGAAGCUUUACUAAAAUACAACAGCCAAGUCCUUGUUUAAAGAAACCAAUCAAAUUGCAAGGAAAUUAGAAAAAACUUUUGCAAUUUUCUACAAACCAGCUCACUACCAGGUCAACAAAACAUUCGUACAGACUAAAAACUCCUUUAUCUGAGCGACUGAAUUUUGCGAUUUCAAAGAUUUUAAGUAGUUAUUGAACUUCGUGUCUUGCAAUUUUAGUCUGAAAUCAUGUUUAUGUUUUCAAAUAUAAUUCGUGCUGUGCACUCCUUUGACUUAAAACUCACACAUAUGAUUUCAGACCAAAUAUGAAGACAAAUAAGUUCAAUUACCAUUAUUAAUUCAUGGUUGCCUUUUUUUCAUCAACCUGAUUUUUCGGAAAUAGUUAGAUCUGAUAUAUAAUCACAUUUUGUUCUGAAAGAAUUCAUGCAACACGGACAUAAAAAGUAAUUUUUAUGAACUUCGAAGUGCCAUUUUCCAAUUCUUGGACUUCAUCGUUGUGAAUAUCGAAUUUCUUGGGAAAAAAAAGAACUAACUAUGAUUUCUGUAUAGACCAGGAUAUAAUUGACUAUGUUUACCCUUAGAGCACGUCACGUUGCUGUUUGUGGGUGAUGUUUCGUUCGCUGGUCCUGUGAAAUACUACGUUGAACACAACUAUCACACGUAUGAGGACUCUUUCAGUGACGUGGCAGAAUACAUCAAGGAUGCUGAUAUAUCCGUGGCCAAUUUGGAAUGUCCUUUCGUCGACAAAAAGGUUUAUCGUCACAUGUUCAAAGAUAAGAGAAGGCUGACGAUUCUUUAUUCCAGUCCCGAAGCUGCUCCAGCAUUGAGGUAAACAGAGAGCUCAGAACAAUUUUCAGUUGAGCAUAGGAAAUGGUCUGGGAUUGUAUUGGUUUAGCACAGUUUUUUUCACUCUUUGACUAGUCUAGAAAAUUUGCGCCAUCCCCUCAACCAGUCAGAUAUAAAAGUCAAACCAGUUGCCAUUUAAAUUUUUCACCCACGUUUUCCUGUGCCUUAUGCAAUUUCCUCAUUCCUAAGUCGAGUAGUUAAUGGUAAAGCUUUACUUUUCUUCAGGUUGAAGUCUGCGUUUUAAGAGCGUCUGUGUUCAAAAUUAACUUAUUAUCAAAAGGCAACAUCUAAAAUCGCAGAGUUCCUGCGAAAAAGUAUUCAGAAAAGGAAACCUGCGAGACACACAUGCGACCUCAUAAUCUUCAUUUACGCAGCGAUUUACCACUUCCCGUAAAUUCUAGACACAAACGUUUUCAUGGCAGUCUUCAAUUCAUACUAUGUUUAGAGUGAUAUUUACAUCAAUAACUUUCGACGUUCCACAGCUAUGCAGGCUUUGAUGCUGUCACAGUUGCCAACAAUCAUUUCAACGACUUCGGCACUGAAGGUGCUAAUUUCACCGUUGAAAUUCUUAAGAAGGAAGGAAUAAGAUUUUUCGGCGUUACUUAUGGGAGAUUUGAUUCAUCUCAGGUAGUUCCAUAUCAAUAAUGAUUCUUCCUUUAAUGAAGUAUUUACUACCAUGUUACAAGCUUAAGCGCGUCGACUUCACAUACACAACAACAAAAUGGGCCCACAAAAAUAUUUGUCUAAUUACUUAACCUUUUAACUCCUUAAAUCUGAUUGCUAAUUCUCCUCUCUAGCUACUGCACAUUUUCUCGUAAAUAGGUCAAGAGAAUUGGUGUCAGAUCAAUAUAACAACUUAAAUAUGAUAAUUUCGAUUAUUCUCAUUACCUGUUGGCUGAAUAAUGUAUGGAUUUUAUGGGGAGAAGCUACAUGAUAACCACUUCUGGGAGAUAAGGGGUGAAAGGGAAAGUAAAAUUCUCAAAAGCACUUGUUGUAUUUCCUCCAAAAACCUGUGGCUAAAACUUUGUUAACUAUACGGACAUCCAGGGAGGCGUUUCGAGAAAAAAAUUCAAGAUUACAAUGUAGUUAUAUUAGUAACCGUUAUGGGUAAAAUAUCAACUUGUUAUGAUCGCUAAUUUUCUUCAAAGGAAUUGAGAUAAACUUGUUUAGAAUUAGGAGACCUGGAAAAAGAAAACAAUUACGAUUCAGAUAUUUUAUUCGGUGGAUUAUUUCUAGGAACCUUUGAUAAUGGAAAGAAAAGGAAUAAAAAUAGGAUUUCUUGGAUACUGUGACCAUGUACCAGAUUUCCCAAACUGUACUGUGAUGAGAAGGAUGUACAAAUCUGGUCCUGCUAUCUAUCGGGAUGAUAUUGCCACAAGAGAUGUUAGAAAAAUAAAAGAGGUGAGAACUCAUGGUUUUAAGUUUUGACAAGAGAUUAUAAACUAAUGAUAAUUUCUUGGUUUUGAUCGUUGCAAAGUCCCACUUACCAUCUGAUGUUGCGUGAGCUCAAGUCUCAACCCACACUCGAAAGUUUUCAACUAUUCCUAUACGAUGUUAUUAAUAUUAAUAUUAUAUUAAAUUGAAUUAUCAUAAGUAUAAAAAGAAACUAAAGAUGACCAUGAGAAACUAUUAAAUAUAAUGACUCUUCGUUGGGUUUUUUUUGCUUCAAGACCUUAUUUAGUUAAGUUUUUGAUCAUUUUAUGAAUUUUAGAGAGAGGGAAAAGAUUAAGUUUGGCAAGUAGGUGUUUUCAGUAGAUGUAUCUAUUACUCAAUCAGAAAAAAGAUUUCGUGGCCGAGUUAUUGAUUUUCAUAAACAUUGCAAUCUGAAUUGCGAUCGAGCUGACUCAAAGUUGAAAUUUUACCUUCAAUCAGAGUACAAAGAACGCUUACAAAUUUCUCUUCAUCGUCAGCUUAAUUCUUAAGUCAGUCCCGAGAUAAGAAACCAAAAUAUUAUACAAGAAAAAAGUACACAUACAGCCAGCGUGAACUAAAACUGGGUUCUUUCUUAACUGUUACAGGCUGGCGUGGAUAUCAUCGCGGUAUACAUGCACUGGGGAAGAGAAGUGCUUUUGAAACCGCUCGAUUACCAACUUCAUAUAACAAAGCACCUUUGGUCUCUUGGAGUCCACAUGAUCAUUGGAUCACAUCCGCACGUGCUGCAACCUCACUGGCUGACCAAGGACAACAAACUUGUGGAAUACAGUCUAGGAAAUUUCUUGUUUCCUCCUUUGCGUCCAAUAGGUGGAAACAACCCGGUAACGAGCCUUUUUCUUUUGAUUUAGAGAACACCUUUGAUGUCAAUUCAUUACAUUGAGAGCAUUAACGUAAGGAAAUAAUCAUUUUAAGAUAAUUGAGGAAAAAAAUUAGAUGGCUGAGUUACAAUGGUGGUGGGCUGGUGGUCUCAUUUAUUGUAAGUACUGGCGAUUCAUAGGAGACAAAGGCUUUUUGAUGAAAAGCAUAUGGAUUUGUUUGAUUGACAAUGUUUGUUUGUUUGAUCUUAACUAAGUCCAAUUUUGUACGCAGUUAGUUUACGGUGGAAGGGGUUUUAAACCAAAUCCUCGCUUGAUUGAAUCAUAUGAGUAUGUCACUUAUGAAGUAAGAGAUAUGCUGAAAAUGAGCCGGAUGUUGAGAGUGACUGUCUCAAGGUAAAGACAUUGUUUUCAAUGGUACUAGAAAACAUAAAUCCCUAAAAUAGAACUCUUCCAUAUGACUGGAACACAAAUGCCAUUUAACUGAUGGGCCAUCCGUAAUAAUAUAAGAACUAACUGGUUUGGCGAUUGGGCUGACAUAUUUCUUGAGUUACUUUACCAUUCAGACCGCAACUAAGAGUAAUUACGGCAAGGGACUGCAAAGAAAAAUUCUGAUGUUGUUGCCAGGAUUUUAAAAAUACCUGUUCGAUCGAAGAUAAUCCAUUUUUUUUAAAUUAUUUUGGUUGAUCAGAUAUUUACCUCCAAAUCCCAAUUACACCACAAUCCUUUCCAAAGCUAACACGCUGUAUUUCCCUUCCAAUCUUAACAUAUAGUUUUGUUUCAUUUUUCUAGCGUAGACAGUGUGUUGUUUUCGAUCCGAUUAACCCGCGAGCAGGUUUACAUUAUUCAUGCUUCGGCAUGAGCUCUUCUUCGCCCGCAGGAAAGUAUGAAGCCUCUGGCAAGGCGAGCCAGCGGCAAGGCUGCAUUGGGUCUAGCACUAACUAUUAGAGCUAAGCCUCAAGCAAACCUUCCCCUGACUCGUCUUCAAUCUUCCCGCGGGCGGAGAAACGCGCGUCCUGCAGCGCUAAUAAUGACCUAUUAGCUAAACUGCUGUUCAUUUGAGCAUGGUAUUGACAGUAUACAUUGAACGUUUUCGUUGUUUGUAUAUCGUUAUGUAGACAUGUUAUGCAGGAUUUUUGUUUCUUGUCCAAGGUCAUGCGUUAUGCGAGUGAUGUUAGUCAAUCUUUUGAAAUUUAAUUUCAUCGCGAGAAAUUCACUUAAUAUGUAAAUAAAUGUGCAUAGAACACUCUAAUAAGAAAUUGACUGUUGAGUUUUUCAAUCCAACGUGAUUUUGGAAGGAGUAGGGCUUAUGUUCAUUUAUAAUGAUAACUGCAUGUGUGCAUGUAAAAAAAAAAGCAUUUUAAUACACCACAUUUCAGUUUCCUUCAAAACGCAUGGAUUAUUUACAUCACUAAGAUAAAUUGUUGUCAUUUUUCAGACAUGGUAUAGUAAAAGCCGAAUAUCACCCCAUGAGACUUGUAUUUAAUCAGAAAGAAAAGCGACUUCAUCCUGAACCUGAGAAGCACACAAAAUGGUCUACUGUUUGUGGAGAUGACGAAAAGGAAUGCCAGAACUUAAAAAGACUGGAAACUGGAACUGGAACUGCAUAACUCUUAAUUAGAAGAAAAUAAUGAUAUAAAUAGCGUUAUUACGACUCUGAAAGCAAGAAGAGUGUUAUGUAGACCUCUGCGCCAAGCCGAAUAAAUUUUACAGCUCCCUUGGUCACCAACUUGUACCUGUGGAAAAACGUUAAUUUUUUAAAGUUUUAUCAACCAUGCAUGAUAUCCAUGGCUCCUAAAAAUCUAGAUUCUCCCGUAGAGAUCGCUUCACGCCUUCGGCGCUCGAUUCCAGUGUUUGAGAGAGCGUUCUGCACGUGAAUGUUCCCGCCGUCUCACUUCGGUCCCUAUUCAAAAGAAAGGAGAAAAGUGGAAGCUCGUCAUCUUUCUUCGUUCUAUCAAUUUCCCCUUUGGCUGUUAUGUAUCUCUUUAAAAGCAGUGUUGCAUUUAUAUAUAUACUUCUAUAAACAUAUGACACACGAAAGUGAGGUUGAUUGGUAUUCAAUAAAGAUGUGCACAUCUCUGUUGUGUUUGAACCAACUUGAAUAUAUCUUUGCGCCGUCCGUUUUCUUCCUUUCUUGUUUUAAAGACUGCCUAUUCUUCGUUUGCUCCUUCCACCCCAAACUACAGGAGGUAUGUAAAAGUCUGUUGAAUUUUUACAGUGUGGCAAAAAAGAAUUGUCACCCUUAACAAGUGGGUGACAAAUGAUGAUGAAACAGUUACCGGUACACCUGUUUGUCAAUGUCAAAGGGUCUAUAUGGGUUAUUGUUUUUGCUGUUAAUGUCUUUGCUCUGCCGUCUGUUUUCUUCCUUUCUUGUUUUAAAUACUGCCUAUUCUUCGUUUGCUCCUUCCACCCCAAACUACAGGAGGUAUGUAAAAGUCUGUUGAAUUUUUACAGUGUGGCAAAAAAGAAUUGUCACCCUUAACAAGUGGGUGACAAAUGACGAUGAAACAGUUACCGGUACACCUGUUUGUCAAUGUCAAAGGGUCUGUAUGGGUUAUUGUUUUUCUGUUAAUUUCUUUGCUUUGAUAUUGAAAGAAAAAUAUUUAUGAGACCCUCAGAACAUAGAACACAGCUUUAUGCUUUCACGCCGAUGACUGGUAAUUAUAUAUAAUUGAUCAAAGUUCUUGAUGAAGAACUGUUUGAUUUACGCGGAUAAGAGAAAUAAGCUAAUUUGCUCCUGUUUUGUGCUGACCGGAACGUCAUGGAUGUUCUUGUCUACCUCUUGAUUUCGUUUUGGUACGGAGUUUCUGCAAAAACAACCGGUAAGACUAUAACAAUAAUAAUGAUAAUAACUUUCAUUUACGUUUCAACGUGAUUUAACAUUGCUGCUAACUGGGGACACUUAGGGUUCUUUCUUGAGCAAAUUUCUUUGCGGCCAUCUUCUUUUCUCUGAUCUAAUUGCCGCCUUCCACUCCUUUGUUAUGUAGGGUACAUCUCUGGCUCUUACUUUCUUUUCUACUCUGGGAUUUAUUUUUUGACAAUAUAGGAGCACGUAUCUGCAAAAUAGUGUUGUUUAUCAUCUGAAUAAUCAAAGAUAUCGAUUCAAUGCCUGGGGCCACUUGUUAUAUCAAGCUGAAACUCUGUUUCGUUCAUUGCUGCGUAAUUCCUGACGGACUUCACUUUAAAAUUAUGAUGUUUGAAAUACUUAUAUGAAGUACUUGAUGGAGGUCUGUCUGUAUGUAAUUUUUAAAAGCACUCGUUGGUAAGUCAGUAGCAGAAAUUAAACGAGUGAGCGCAACGAACAAGCGAGAUUUCUGAAACAAACCAACGAUACAUGUCAUUUGAGUGACAUGGCUCACUGCUACUUAGACCAGUUUGUAAAUGAAAAAUUAUCUUGCGCCUUUUCAGUGGGUAAAUCUUAGCCUGUGUAUAACAAAUGAAUGUGAGUGACGAUGUGCUUUGACAAUUAACUCCCCGCUAAUAAGGAAUCGUUGUCUCGAUUUUCUGUCACAGAAAACGUUACCUUGCUGUUUGUUGGAGAUGUCUCCUUCGCCGGUCCCAUCAGAUAUUACGUGGAACAUAAAUAUCACUCAUAUAAUGACACUCUUAGUGAAGUUGCACCAUAUGUCAGAGAGGCAGACAUUUCUGUGGCCAAUUUGGAGUCUCCAUUUAUAAACAAAGAAAUGUACAAAUCAUUGUACGAUGGAGAGAAAACAGUUAUACUAGACGCUAGCCCCGAGGCCGCCCCAGCUCUGAGGUAAACAUCCUUUGAUCCUCAUAGUCUAAAAUAUGCAUACUUUCCCUUUAAAAAUUAAUCCUCAGUAAAAAAUUUCAAAAGAUUGCGGUGCUAAAUCACAAUUCAUGUGUUCAUAUUUUUCAUUCCAUUAGCACUGCUUGUUCUUGCAAUACACUAUGCUCGUUGCAUAUUGUUCACAGUUGUUUGACAAUAACAUUUUUCUGAUCCCCCCAUAAGGAUCUGUACCAUUUUAAUGGUUCCCCUCUUCGGUAGUCAAUUUCCUAUAGUCCCCCUGUAAAACAGAAAAGAAUAAUCACCUGCGUUCCCCCUGAAAACCAUGUGGUCCCCCCCACUUUGUGCCCUCUAAUGGUCUCCCUCUUCGGUAGUCAAUUUCCUAUGGUCCCCCUGUAACACAGAAAUGAAUACCCCCCCCCCCCCGCGUUCCCCCUGAGAACCACGUGGUUCCCCUUUCUGUACCUAUUCUAAUGAUCUCCAUUUUCUGUAGUCAAUUUACCAUAGUCCCCCUUUAACACAGAAACAAAUAAUACCCCUGCGUUCCCCCUAUCUCAGUUGCAUCCAAUACCAGAAUAGAGAACAGUUGAGGUUCGUGUCCGCCUGGCAGCAUGACAAGCAGGCAUAAAAUUUAAAUUUGUGUUCAUUUAAGCAUCACCCGUCUGAUUCUAUCCUUCUCACCAGUUUUGCAGGAUUUGAUGCUGUAACACUUGCCAACAAUCAUUUGAACGAUUUUGGCUCUGAGGGAGCAAACAACAGUGUCGAAGUUCUCAAAAAGACAGGAAUACAAUAUUUUGGUAUAAGCUUUGGAAAGUAUGACUCGCCACAGGUAUCACCAUCCGCUGUAGCACUCAAAGAGUACCCUUUCUCCCUCCCUACCCAUUUCCUCACUCUCAUUAACAUACGAACUAUUUCGACUCUUCUCAUUAGAAUUUUCGGGAUUUUUUUAUUUUUUUAUUUUUUUAUUUUUAUUUUUUAACAUUUUUUUUUAUUUUCACUUAAAGCACAAAUACUAGAGUAAUACAAACAAAUACAAAGUUAAUUACACUAACGCUUACGCUACUCACUAACACUAAUUACGAAAUACUGCGUUGCAUUACAUUCACAGUCGGCUAGAUUUAAUUUAUGUUGUGGUUAUAUAAUAAUAUAAGCCUAAUUUGUACAAAUACUUCUACAUCAAAUUCCUUUUUUGGUAGAACGACUGUAUAUACAACUGCGUCUAUAACUGUUAAUACCCGAUACUCAUCUAUUGAGUUACAAUAACAUGUUUUCCCAUUUUUAUAAUGAAUAGAUUCUUUUUUUUAUUCUUUUUUUUGCAAUCAAAAUUCAAAUUUCCGAAUUUCAGAUGUUUUAGCCUUCAGUAAGGAUACAGACGGCUUGAUAUUUUUACAACGACAGGAAUAAAUGGUAUAUUUUCCAAGAAUGAUUAUGUGAUUUAACAAACAAUUCCCAGGGUUAUUAUCGGAAAUACCAAAGAGGAUUGUUACCUCAUCAAGCUUAUCAAUUUUCAUAUUGUAAGUAUUUAACCAAGAAAUAACCGAAGGCCAAAAGUUUUUAGUGUAGGUACAGCUGAUUAGAAGAUGCUCAAGAGUUUCUUCGUGAUCUCCACAAAAGGUACACAUCGGAGAAGGAACCAAAUUCAUUUUAUAUAGGAUUUUAUUGGUGUAGAGAAUACGAUUUAAGAUUUUGUAUUGAAAGGCUCUCGUUCUGGUGUCAAGAGUGACUCGACCCGGCAAUAGAUAAAUAUUUUUCCAGUCUAUAUUACCUGAAAUAUUAUAUACGGAAUUAAACUUAGAUUGGGCAGUCGGAGAAAUCUGGAUUCGUUUGACCAGGGUGGAAUAGAUUGAUUUUGAAGUCAUUCUAGUUAUAUCUUGAACAUCGUCUGAAACAGUUUUGUCAAUUCGGUUGUUAUUAUUCUCUCCAACGUUAAGGAGCUGUUUCCAGUUAGGUGGAAUGGCGGAAAAAAUGCCUUGUAGGAGUAAGUAAUCUGACAAGGAGAGAUUUUCUCUCUAAAAGCGUCCCACCUUUUUAAUUUUGAGUCAUUUGAGAGAAUAUCUCCAAGUUUCACAAAACCUGCUUCUUUUAUUCUCUUGUUGUAUAUUGAUUUCUUGUUAAUCAAGAGGUUCUGGUUGUUCCAGAUAGUCACAUUUAAAACGUCCUGUUUUGUAGCUAUUAUAUCGUGAUUGCCAUUAAAGUCAGACAAAACUUCAAGACAUUCUUUAUAAAAAGAAGGUAGUUUAUAGGGUAGGCGCGAUGGAUUGAAAUUGCACUGAAGCAGAAAACUGGUUCCUACAUUCUUAAGAUAAUGAGACAAGAAAACUUUCCACGGACUACUAUUAUCAUCUAAAUACCUUGCAAGACACACAAUUCUUUGAGUUUUAAUUAAAGAUUCAGGGUGAGGCAUUUUGAGGCCACCGUCUUCGUAUUCACUAAUUAAGGCUAGUCUUUUGACUUUGUCUUUGCCUCUCCACACGAAAUUGAAUAUCACAGAAUUUAUGCUUUUAAUUAUAUCCUUAUCAAAAGAGAUAAAGGAGGCCCGAUACAUAAACUUAGGCAUAGCAAAUGUUUUGACUAAUUGAAUUUUACCAAUUAAUGUUAAGUUUCUCCAUUGCCAGCAACUUAAGGACUUUCUUAUUGACUUUAAAGUAAGGUCAAAGUUAAGCUCUCUGCUUUUACGCUGAUCAUAAGUGAAAAAUAUACCUAGUAUUUUAAUUGGCUCAUUCACCUUAUUAAUAUCGAGAGCUUCGUGAUUUCGAUAGGAACUUCCUAACCAGUAGGCUUCUUUUUUGUCCUUAUUUAGUUUAAGCCCUGAACAUUCACCAUAUGUGUUCAAUAAGGAACUAAGAGAGUCAUAAGAUUCCUUAUCGCGUAAAAAGUUUGUUAAGUCAUCGGCGAAAGUGAUACAUUUGAUUUCUUUGUUUUCUACUACUAUACCUUUUAUAUCUCGAGUCUGUUUGAUAGCGGUAAGAAGGGUUUCCAAGGCUAAAAUAAAUAAAUAGGGCGAGAGAGGGUCACCCUGUCUAACCCCUCUUCCCAUUGAAAAAAGAGGAGUUGCUACACCAUUAUUCAUAAUGCAGCUGGAUAUAUUAGUAUAGAAAAGACGUAUCCACCUAAUAAAGGAUUCUCCAAAAUUGAACUUUUCCAAGGUCUUAAAAAGGAAGUUCCAACUCAAGGAGUCAAACUCUUUCUCGAAGUCAAUGGUCACCAUCAAACCGGGGAGAUUGUAUAACUUUGUAUAGUCCAUAAUAUCACCUAUAGCUCGUACUGCAUCAAAGAUGUUCCUUCCUUUCACAUAUGCGCACUGUUCAGCACUAAUUAAGUCGGAAAGAACUUUCUCGAGUCUUAAUGUUAUAGCUUUGGACGCAAUCUUAACAUCCACGUUUAACAGAGAAAUGGGUCUCCAAUUCGCAACAUAUCUUUUAUCCUUGUUUUUCUUCUCAAUAAGUUUUAUAAUUCCUUGUUUUUGGGAGUUUGCCAAUUCUCCUUUUCCAUAGGAACUGUUUAAAGAGUCAACUAACAAAUGUCCUAAGGUGGGCCAAAAUACUUGAUAAAAUUCUGCUGUCAGGCCAUCGUUACCUGGGGAUUUUCCGUUUUUAAACGUUUGUAGAGCUUUAAAACACUCCGCCUUUGUAAGAACCCCUUCACAAAUUUGUUUGGCAUCUUCGUUUAAAGUUGGCAAACGACAUUGGUCAAGAAACGCAUCGCUAACAUUGUUAUGAUUGGGUGGGUCGCGGUUAGAGUACAAUUCAGUAUAGAAGUCAUACAAUUCUGAUAAAAUUGAUUUGGGAUUAGUUAUUAAUUUACCGCCUUUAUCAAAAAAUUUACGGACGCAAGAGUUGCUCAUCUUUCUACUUUCUAAAUUUAAGAAAUAUUUGUUAUUUUUCUCACCAUGUUCACACCAAUUGGCUCUAGAACGAAUAACAUUACCUUGAAUAAUAUAAUCAUACAGUGAGUUGUACUCAGAUUUGAUCGUUUCCAGCUGUACAGCGUUAUUUCUGUCGGAUUAGAGUCAAAAAUCUCUUGGCAUUCUUUCAAUUUAUUCUCGAUUUCGCAAAGACGACUUCUCCUUUCUUUUGCCUUUGUUUUGCUAUAUUUCAUUGUUACUUGUCUUAUUUUGUAUUUAAUUAAAUCCCACAGAAGACCUUUGUCUAACACUUCAUUAAAUUCUACUAGCCACGAGGGAACGUUGUCUUUUAUAAGAUUGAUAUAUUCUGGAUCUUCUAACAGGCUAGAGUUAAAUUUCCAAUAUGACGGCCCAGUUGGUUGCAUUUCAACACUGUUAACCUGGAGCACAAUAGCAGCGUGGUCUGUUUUAAUGGCAGAAAUUAUACCUGUGCUGUCCACGUCAUCUUGAAAAUCAUCGCUUAUUAGCCAGUAGUCUAACCGACGUUGGACUAAAGGCUUAUUUUGUUUCCACGUGUAACGCUUUUUGUCCGGGUUCCUUAGUCUCCAUAUAUCUACUAGGUUAAAGUCUAACAUUAGCUCGCGGAUUUUGGUUACCACGUCUUUUUUUUCUGUUUUACUUCCAUAGCUAUCAAGUUGAAGACUUAAUGGCACAUUAAAAUCACCUCCCAUAAUAAACCUGUAGUCCUGGUCAUAGUCGCUCUCAAGUAAAGUAGUCCUAAGGUUUUCAUAGAAGUCAACAGCGUCAUGGGAUUGUUAGGAGCAUAAAUAUUGAUCAACAAAACGGGAGAAUCUUGAACUAACGCUUCAACGAUGACGAAUCUGCCCUGGCUAUCUUUCUUGACCGACUUCAACUCAAAUUGAAGGGUCUCAUCACGUAUUAACACCAGAACGCCUUUGCUAUGAUUGGAUCCGUGCGAAUAAUACAUAUCUCCCAGCCACUGAAAUUUCCAACUAUCAAAAACAUCUGGCGUAUUAUAUGUCUCUUGCAAAAAAAAUAAUCCUUUCUGGUUCCUAGCCCAUGUAAAGAUCGAUUUGCGUUUGUUGAGAUCACGAAUUCCUCUAACGUUCAAGGAUAGAACAUUAAAGCAAACGUUAUUCAUAAGAGUAAGUUGAUAGAUAUUACAUUCUUAAAAUAUGAGAAUGAGUCGGGUAUAAAAAUCGAGUGCGGUUUGAAUGAAAUAAAUUGGUAUCUAACAGACUGCGAUAAAACUACAUGAACAUAAAACGAAAACGAGAACGAAAACGAAGACUGAGGGCGAAAAUAAGUUAACCAAUCCCACAUACCUCUUGCUCCAGAAGAACUGUUUACGAGCACGAACAAACGCCUAGUACAUCAUUCCACCCGAAACCCUUUCACCGGAAUGUGAAAAAAAAAAAUCAAACUGGUAGUGCCCAUGAGGUGUGAGCAAGAAUAUGCAUAACGGAUAAAGUAGAAAGUGACAAAAAUGGCAGGAAUUUUCUACUACUUCUUAAAUUAGCAUUUUCUAGAGAAAAAGAAUGAUCAUGAUAGCAACGUUAACCCAAAUAAACUUAUUACAUUUUACAUUUUGACGUAUUUACCGUUGAUGUAAAGUUUGUCGGGCUCCGAUCUACUAAAAUAAGCACGUUUACCGUCCUUCCUGGCAUUCUUUAACUUCUCCAUUUGGAGCUUUCGCAUCUCGUGGAUUUCUUUCGGGAGGUCUUCAUACAUCUUGUAUCCUGUUUCCUUGAGUUUACGUCCGCAUUUGAGCACCCGUUCUCGGUCUGAAAAUCUUAAGAAACGCGCAAUAAUGAUCCUUUCUCUUCCAUUUUCCUUUCUUGGCUUGCCCAUUCGGUGUACUCGUUGAAAUUCGAUGUUCUUUGCAUCUUCUAUUCCCAGGACUCUUUCAAAGAAAUCAGUCAGCACCGCUUUUGUAUUUUCAGUAGACACGUCGCCCCGCUGAAUAGCUCCAUCUUCUUCGCUCGAAGCGAAAGUUUCGGGGAUGCCUUCAAAUUUCAAGUUUUCGCGUCGAUUGUAGGCCUCCAAGUAUAACAGUUUUCUACGUGUAUCGCUGACGUCGUCAUUGUUUUUAUUAGUCUUAGCUAUCAGGUCUUGUACUUGCUCGUCAACGAAUACAGAACUUUGUUCCAUUGAAGUGAAGUAUUCGUCUAAGGUUUUCUGCUUCGUUUUCACUGAAUCUACUUCUCUCUCCAAAGACGUUACCUUGCUUUGUAGACCUUUGACUGCUGCGUUCAGUUCUUCCAUUUUUGUUUCCAGGUUAGAAAGCUUCGAUAACACUAAAUCUAUUUUGGAUCCGAGUGCUUCCAUGACCUCGUCUUCGUCACACGAUAUCUUAGCCGGAGAAUUUGACUCUUUCAGUCUUUUAUCUUCUGGUGACGGCUCCGAAUCACUGCGAUAGCUACUUUUCCGUUUUGCAGUGAUGAAUAAUUUUUCCAUGGACGUUCAAACGGUAGUAAAAUUGUCCGGUUUACGGAGCCUCGCAACACACGUCUACAUUCUGUGAUGCUCUCCCCAGUCCAGAAUUUUCGGGAUGAUGAAGCUUUAUAAAUGAGUGUAGUGUGUCAUUAAUCGUUUCAUUUCCAAGUUCUAUAUGGGAAUUUUUAUGAUAAAUUCCGCGAAGGGUUUUUUACAUGAGUUUGACUUCAUAUGGUGUGUUGUUUAUUCUCGUCCUCUGUUUGCAGUACAAUUUUGAAAUUGAAUAUCUUCACCUCAAAAAAACCCUAUCUUUUCCUUGUUGUUUUUAGGAACCACUCAUCCUAGAAAGGGAAGGAAUAAAGAUUGGAUUCCUUGGUUACUGCGCCACUAUAAGUCCAACAAUUAAAAAGAACUGCACUGAAAUGAGAAUGUUGUUCAACUCUGGUCCAGCCAUUUAUCGAGAUGAUAUUGCUACACGAGAUGUCCAACAUUUGAAGAAGGUUUUGUUUUAGUUUAGGUUUGAUAAUAAUUUAAGGAACGGAAUUGUGAUACGAGUUUGACAAACUAAACGAUAAUCAGACAUGUACAGCUUAGCACGUUUCUCUCUACUAAUUGAGACUGUAAGACUUCUUUACUUUUGUUUAAUUUCAUUUAUCUUCCAUUUCAAAGCAAUUUUACCACCGAUUGGUGUUGAUUAUUUCCAUGACAAGAUUCAACGGAUAGAUAGACAAACCACAUACUGGUGGCGAGGAACGCACAAACUCCCUUAAUUAAAAAUGAAUGGCAUGCUCGUGCAGGGAAAGGGGGAGUGGGGGCAGAUACACAAAAGCAUUUAAAAUAUCUGCAAAGGGCCUUCCUUGAAACAGACGCUAGAUUAUAAAUAGAGGUACUUUGGAGUGAGUGUUGCAUAAACAAAACCGAAAUAAUCACAAAGGCUCACCAAGCGAAACAAAAAAAUUAAUACCGCAACGACACAAUGAGAACGCGAAGGAAAAAGAGGCAAACUUUGUAAAGCGCCGGUCGAGAUGAAUGUCAAAUUCACAAUUGGUUUUACUUUUUUAUUUGAUUGAUUGGCGGGUUGUCUUCAAUUUCUUCCGCUAGUCAUAGAGCGAUGAUAAGCAAGUCAAAAGCAAUCCCUGAUUUCUUUGCAUGGUCCAAUGAAAAUUGUUUUAAACACUACCAUCAGUACGAGUCUCGCUCACCACAGAGUCUCUGUGGCUUAGUGGUAGAGCAUCUGAGCGUGGAAUCCGAAGGUCUAAGGUUCCAUUAAUUAUGGGAAAUCAGAAUUUUUUCUUUGUCCCACGCUCGUGACAAGACGAAAAACUAUCCCUAUUUCGUUAUCGAGCUUAAAACUUACCAUCUCUCAUUCUAUCAGUAUCUUUAUUCCCAAAGGCUAAAGUCGGCAUAAUAGUCGUCAUGAUGCAUUAUGGGCAAGAACUCUUCCUGACACCGCUUCCCUACCAGCGUCGUAUAAACAAGCACCUGCUGUCUCUCGGUGUGCAUGUGAUCAUUGGAAGCCAUCCACACGUGCUCCAGCCCUGCUACGUCAAACAUCGAAAACUUGUAGCAUAUAGUUUGGGAAAUUUCCUGUUCCAUCCGGGUAGAGCACCAAGUGGAAAUAGCCCGGUAAAAUAACACAACUAAACUAACACUGCAUACAGAUUCUUUAAGCUUCCGUCCUCGGCUGAGACCAACCAUAAAUAACCGGAGAAAAAAAAUGGUUUAAGAAUCUAAUGCAUCUCAGAUGGAACAGAAAUAGGUUUAUGCUUUACUGCGCCACUUGGAAAGAGCAAAAAGGAAAGUGUUGUUCCAUAAAUCGAUGAAAACUCAUACCACCAUCAUUACCACUAUCGUUACUGUUACCUUUACCUUUACCGUUGCCUUAAGCGUUACCGUUACCGUUAUCGUUACCGUUAUGGUACCGUUAUUGCCUCCAAUGUCGUAAUAAACAUAUCGACAGUGGACUCACGAGGCGCUACUAGUACCGUUACAGUUACCUUUACCGUUAUCGUUCCCGUUACCUUUACCGUUACUUUUACUAUUACCGUUUCCGUUACCAUUACCUUAACCGUUAUUUUUACCAUCACUGUUACCGUUACCUUUACCGUUAUCUUUACCGUUAUCGUUACCGGUACGAUAUCGUUUCCGUUACCAUGACCUUAACCGUUAUUUUCACCAUCACUGUUACCGUUACCUUCAUCGUUAUCUUUACCGUUAUCUUUACUGGUGCAGUACCGUUUCCGUUACCGUUACCUUAACUUUUACCAUUAUCGUUACCGUUACUGUCAUUACCUCAAAUGUCAUGAUUAAAAUGCAAAGCCGGUUGCUUUUCUUUACUUUUCUAGAAGACGUAUGGAAGACUUGGAGAGAAACCUAAUCAAUACAAAAUAAAGGCUUUCGAACACUUCGUGCUGGAAAAUUCGGGUGAUAUAAGAGCGUCGCAAAUGCUGAAAGUUACGGUUUCAAGGUACUUAUGAACACCAAAACUCUUAAAGUUGAUGUAAAAUAAUAUUUGUUGCAUAAACUUUUUUUAUCGGGAGCGCCUAUCAUCGUCACUGUCUUUGUAACUGUCUGUAUCAUUUUCAAUAUAAUUCCUUGCUUUUAUAAUCGUAGCCAUUGACACUAGAUUAGUAAAAAUGUAGGAUAUAUCACCUUUAGUGAGAUAAUGAGGUGGCCUGAUAUUGCAAAAUGAAUUACUCCUCAUAUUGGCAAUUCGUACUUCACGUAUAGAGGUACAAAGUCAUUUCCUGAAGGUCCAAUAAGUCGUUAUUUUUAGUGAUGUUUUUGUUUCAGGGGAGGCGUCGUGGAUGCAAAAUAUUUGCCACUGAAAAUCGCAUUUGAUCUUAAAAGAAAGCGGAUUCAUCCCAUUUUAAAGGAUGCAAAAUGGAUCACAGUUUGCAGAAAUAUGGAUAAGAGACAGAUAAAAAGAAAUGGGAGACUCUCCGCAGAUGACUUGAUCAUGAAGACUUCUGAACUCCGAGAGACAAAUAGCCUUUGA